This is a messenger RNA of Gambusia affinis (western mosquitofish), 2679 nucleotides long. It is a transcript of the gene mxd4, whose product is annotated as MAX dimerization protein 4. NCBI's taxonomy places the organism in Eukaryota, Metazoa, Chordata, Actinopteri, Cyprinodontiformes, Poeciliidae. The record is from RefSeq and is a predicted model, not a curated record. Gene Ontology annotation, biological process: regulation of transcription by RNA polymerase II. The transcript is spliced from 6 exons. The coding region runs from base 184 to 846 and encodes 220 amino acids. Gene Ontology annotation, molecular function: RNA polymerase II cis-regulatory region sequence-specific DNA binding; DNA-binding transcription factor activity, RNA polymerase II-specific; protein dimerization activity.
GGUGCUGCUGUUACUGUAGUUUGGAGUCGUCAGGACUCAGAAGUGAACGUAGCAGCGUUUGGGCUCCGCUGAAGAACAGCUUUUAUUUUUAAACCUCAUUCCAUUAUUUUAUGAAUUGUACAUUUGUGUAGAUAGAUAUAUAUUUUUUUCUAUUUUUUUAAAGAACACCAAGACCCGGAGAAGAUGGAACUGAAUUCUCUUUUAAUUUUGCUGGAGGCUGCAGAAUAUUUGGAGAGACGAGACAGAGAGGCAGAACAUGGUUAUGCGUCUGUUUUACCCUACAGCAGUGACUUUUCCCGAAAGAAAACGAAAGCCACACCAAUUUCCAGAAAAGCUCAGAACAAUAGAUCAUCACACAAUGAGCUUGAAAAACACAGACGUGCCAAGCUACGACUCUACUUGGAGCAGUUGAAGAAGCUGGUGCCUUUGGGUCCAGACAGCACGAGACACACCACCCUGAGCCUGCUGAAAAGGGCCAAAAUGCACAUUAAGAAGCUGGAGGAACAGGACAGGAAGGCUUUAAAUGUGAAGGAGCAGCUUCAGAGAGAGCACCGCUACCUCAAACGCCGCCUCGAGCAGCUCUCCGUGUCGGGGUCCGUGGAGCGCAUUCGCACUGACAGCAUGGGCUCCACCAUCUCCACUGACUCAGAGCAAGAGGUGGACAUCGAGGGCAUGGAGUUCACCCCGGGCGAGGUGGACAGCGUAGACAGCAUCAGCGACGGCGAGGAGGAGGAGGAGGAGGAAGAGGAAGAGGAAGAGGAGGACCACUACGGCGUCCAGAGCAGCUCCAGCGAUACCAGCUACACAGCCGCACAUUCCCACAGACUGCAACCGCACCACUGUUAGGCACCUUCCGUCGCUCCACCAACCAGUUCCUCCCAGCGUCUUGCUUUUCCUUCCUGAUUCCCCCCCGGCCCCCCGAUGCCGCCUGUUACCUGCGUCAGACCGGUCCACGACGGCGGUACGGCUUCCACCUGUUCCAGGCCACGCCUCUGCAGGCUGACAUGCUAGCCGAGCCCUUCCUGGCACCCCUUGACCCCCCAGCGCAUCCUGCCCACCACAACCCCUUCAAACCUAGUGUUGCUGCAGGCUCAGACAGCGCAGAGGAGAGUUUGUGGCUUUUCUUUCUGAUAAUUAGAAAGAUAAUUACCGAGUCAGGCAAUAAAGAAGAACAGCUUUGACCUGUUAAUCGCUUAAUGCAAAAGCAAGUUUCAUUUAUCUUCCUGAGGCAAAAGUAUUCAGACAAGGCUUUGCACUAAAAAAAAGAAAAAAAGAAAAGCACUUCUGUUUGUCAUCCAUUAUAUAGAGAAAUGACUGUUGCUAAAGAUUUAUAGCCAUCUUGAAGCUUUCUGCUGACAAAUGCUACGAAAUUUCUAACAAACUACAUUGAAGAUUAUGAUUGUAGUGCGAGAAAUGUGAAAAAACUUCCUGGGGUGUGAAUACUUUUCCGAGGCCCUUAAAAGGUCACAUUAAGAGCACGAUCACACCCUGGACUUACCAGUCCAAAUGCAUCGACCCUUUAUUGUUCAUCUUCAUCACAUCCUGAAUGCACAGCCAGGUUGCCGUAAGCAGGCAACACACAUUGUGACAUUUUUUUAUUUUUAUUUUUUUACCCACAACCUCUUUUUAUGGUCAGUUCAUUUUUCAGUGAAGACGGCAGGAGAAACAGCAGAGCUGCAGGAGCAGAAACAGUGUAAAUAGAUAAUCCAGUUACUGUCCAGGUCUCCCUCUGGUUGGGUCGCCUAACCACUAACUCCACACUACUGACCACUACACUAUACCACCAGAUGGUGUGGAUGGACUACUAAUUCAGAGAGAAAAACAGGAAGGAAUGAGUUGCCCUACAACUAUAAAAACCCAAACAUUGUGUUUUGUUUUGUUUGUUUUUUUUUUUUUCCUUCUCAGUAGCUAAUUGAUGUAGCAAAUAAGAGGCUUCCUCUUAAGUUUUGAAGUGGUCCUGGCGGACCACGAGCUAUUGUUAUUGGGAGAUGUUUAUGUUGUUGUUUUGUUUCUUCAACCUGUAGAUGGUAAGCUGACCUUUGCGUCGGAUUCACUAACUGACCUCUGCCCGUCUGCACAGCGCCACCUAGCGAUAAGAAUUGGAAAAUUCUCCGCAGCUCUGUCGCUUCGCCUGAACUUGCAGCGUCCGAUUGGCAGGUCAAAGCUGGCAAAUCAGUGGGAAACUGUUCUUGUUCUGUUAAGAGAUAGAGAACCUAGCAAACUAAUCCUUCAGUUUUUCCAGCACAAGUAAUAAUCUUCUCUUUGCUUUCUCCUACCUUUUUUUUAAUUAUUAUUAUUAUUGUUAUUAUUAUUAUUAUUAUUAUUAUAAUUAUUAUUAUUACCCCUCUUGGCUUUUCUGGGUGAAUUUACCCCAGGCUUUGACUGUAACUAAUGCACAAUAGUGGUUAUGGACGGACAAGGCGCUCCUGUUGCUCUCUGACAGUGUUAGUAAUCAACAAGUUCCUCCGACCUCCACCUCACUCAACCCCACCCACCCAGCCAGCCACCCACCCAACCCACCCCCAGUCUUUUUGCAGUCUGUAGAGCUUGGCACUUUAAAAAAAAAAAAAAAGCAAAAACAAAACAAAACAGAAAAGCAGCUCGUCCUCUACGGCGGGUGGGUCUGACCAAAAAAAUACAAAACUGCUAAAAAUAGAAGAAAAAAAAGAACAACAACAA